AUGGACGUCGAUGCGGCGUCGUCGUCGAACCAGGCGCUCGGUGACAUCGCUCUCGAGCUCGCGAGCGCGCGAAAUGCGCUCCGCGAUGCGUUGGAUCGAGCGACGAAUUUAGGCCACGUGAAGCUUCCACCGGAGAGCGAGCUAAAGGUGAGCGAGGUGUUGGAUUACGCGCGACGCAUCAGUUACACCACCUUCGCGCCCGCGGGAUACGUCCCCGGCGCGCCGCUGUGCGGAAUAAUGCCCCCGGCGCCGCAGGAAGAACACUUUCAGGCGUCCAGGCUCGCGGCGUUCAACGCUGAACGGCGUGCGAAAGAAAAGGCGGCGUCGGCGGCGGCGGAGGCGCGACAAAAGGAGGAGGCGAGACUGAGGAUGGUCGAAGCGGCGGCGGCGAUUCCGCCCGAAGAGCUCAUCGAGCGAUUGAGCAAAUGGAAGCCCGGAGAGCCGUGGCCGGAUGGAAUCCCGCCCCCGCCGCCGGGAUGGAAACCGGGCGAUGCGCUGCACUUUGAAUUGCCGAAACGCGAGGACGCGGGCGUGGGCGCGCUCGUCAAGCCGACGAACGCCGUCGCGGCGGCGAAAGCCGCGCCUCGCGUCGUGCCUUUCGUUUCGUUAGAUUUAAACCCAGACUUAGACGACGACGACGUGGCGUCAAUUUCGGACGAUUUCGAGGAGGUGUCGGAGAGCGACGGCGGCGACGACGAUUCGGACUAG
This is a messenger RNA of Ostreococcus lucimarinus CCE9901, 708 nucleotides long. RefSeq lists its product with no specific name. Gene Ontology annotation, cellular component: mediator complex; core mediator complex. NCBI's taxonomy places the organism in Eukaryota, Viridiplantae, Chlorophyta, Mamiellophyceae, Mamiellales, Bathycoccaceae. The transcript has 2 exons. The record is from RefSeq and is a predicted model, not a curated record. Gene Ontology annotation, biological process: regulation of transcription by RNA polymerase II. Bases 1 to 708 code for a protein of 235 amino acids. Gene Ontology annotation, molecular function: transcription coregulator activity.